UCUCCCAGGACCUCCAUUCACUAUAUCUGGUCUCCCAGGACCCCGCAUUCACUAUAUCUGGUCUCCCAGGAUCCCGCAUUAACUAUAUCUGGUCUCCCUGGACCCCGCAUUCACUAUAUCUGGUCUCCCUGGACCCCGCAUUCACUAUACCCGAUCUCCCCGGACCCCGCAUUCACUAUAUCUGGUCUCCCAAGCCCCGCAUUCACUAUAUCUGAUCUCCCAGGACCCUGCAUUCUAUAUAUCUGGUCUCCCAGGACCCUGCAUUCACUAUAUCUGAUCUCCCCGGACCCUGCAUUCACUAUAUCUGAUCUC
This is a messenger RNA of Staurois parvus, 312 nucleotides long. The record is from the annotation of a GenBank genome assembly. Lineage: Eukaryota; Metazoa; Chordata; Amphibia; Anura; Ranidae.